Molecule: messenger RNA, 666 nt
Organism: Pseudovirgaria hyperparasitica
Lineage: Eukaryota; Fungi; Ascomycota; Dothideomycetes; Acrospermales; Acrospermaceae
Exons: 2
Coding region: 1-666 (221 amino acids)
Source: RefSeq, a predicted model, not a curated record
AUGCACUUCCUCAGCAGUCUGCUUGUCGGCGCCACGGCUCUCGUCUCCUUCGUUGCCGCUCAGUCCAACACUCUGAUUCUCACUGGUGUCCCCAAUGAGGUCGAGGCCGGGCAGACCUACACUCUCACCUACGUUGCGCCUGAGAUCGAUGAGCCAGUGACCAUCACUCUUCGCGAGGGUGACUCGGGCAACCUUAACACCAUUGCUACUCUGACUUCAUCCGCAACCGGUGGUACCUACCAGUGGACCGUCGCUGGUGACCUUUUCAACUCUGCCGAUUACGCCCUCCAAAUCACUCAAGGUGAUCAGAUCAACUACACUGGCAAGAUCGCUCUGUCUGGUGGCUCCGGCGAACAACCAGAGUCGAGCUCAUCCGAUGCGCCUUCUUCGACUCCAACUCCAACUCCUUCGUCCAUCGCAUCAUCGACUGUUCACAGCAGCGCUGUUGUCACUACUCCCAUCACCACCCCAUCACCCACCCAUAACAACUCUACCAUGAUCACAUCGGCAACUCCAUCUCCCUCCAGCGCCGGAUCACCCACGAACCCUGGCCAAACUACCGGUACUGGUCCGUCAGCUCCUACUGACACCGGCGCCGCAGUCAACCUCAAGAGCCCCGCCGCUCUUGUCUUGGGUGCUAUCGUCGCUCUUGCUUACCUCCAGUAA